Messenger RNA from Amoebophrya sp. A120, 2022 nucleotides. The record is from the annotation of a GenBank genome assembly. Lineage: Eukaryota; Dinophyceae; Syndiniales; Amoebophryaceae.
UUCUCGCCGAGAAUGGAUCUUUGUCCCGCAUAUUUUAGACGCUAGUAUGUGUGUCAAUCCGGAACUGAACUGAUUUGUGAUCACGAAAGAACUUUACUUUUUGAUUACCAACAGAACACAGACUGAGGUGCACUUGCUUACUCGAUUUCUCCCCACGCCCCACCGAGUAUGCCUGUUUUUUGACGGAACCUCGUUCCUUCGGUAUUUUUAACCCGCGCUACUACUAGUACAACUUUUGAUGUAUCCAAAGCCCCACCUAAUUUAUUCACAAUUUGUUUCAAGUACAAGUCGACUUUGAAGUUGAAUUUCACUACCCAUUGCCAGUCAAACUUCUCUUGUGAAUUGUCUCGUAAAAAUGAAGCCCUUGCUGUCGCGAUGUCGUUUUCUCUGCGUAGUAUUGCUCUCCGCAGUCUUUUUCCCCAUCCCGGCCAUCGCAACAGCCGCCGCCGCCCCGCCCGCGACGACGACGAAAACGAUUUCUUUUUCCGUGGCGCCCGACGGCGGAAUUCUGAACGCAGCAACGGGGGAAAUCGUGGAGGAGAGCCAGCUGAAGAAAAUUCGGAAAAACGAGUUGCCGCCCAGUUCCGUGGAAGCUGCUGGGGAUGAUCUACUUCCAGAAGGAGUGGUGCAUGAGUCACCAAGUACAGCAGCUGUAGGAGGUAAAAAUACUGCAGUUCCUUCUGCAGACCACGGAACUACUACGGGGGAGGGGAACAGCAAGAAUGUCGGAGAUGUUGAACAGGAGACCCAGAAUGCGAGCAAGUCGUGGUGGAGUGGAUUGAGCAACUACAUGUCGGGAAAAAGGAAGAAAAAGUCGACCUUCCUCGCUCCGUUUCCAUACGUAAAGAUAGUGAUGCAUAAUUGGUUCUUCUCCUUCUGCAGAAGCAUGUGUGACUAUGAGUAAUUUCGUAUACAAAAGCAGAUUCGCAUUCGACGCGCCCAGCUUUUUUAUUGCACUGCACCGGAUUUUUCAUCAAUUAUGCCAUCUAUCAAGAUCAAAAUCGAAAAAAAACCACAACAGCUGGUGAAGUUCUUUUUUUUCUGGUGGUGCGCCAUCCUUCUCUCCGUCGUCCUGCUCAUCGUGCUAGACCAUCUCUACCUGCGCUACGUGAAGAAGAAAGGGCACCCCGUGGAGUGGCUCUGUCAAGUGCAGUUGCCGGUCCCUUUAGGAGCGAAAUCGGCGAAUUCGUAUAAAGAUGUUGUGUUUGACUUGCUUACCGACGUGCCGAGUUGGGACGCGGAAACGCAUCCGACGCUGAAGUAUGCAAAGAUUGUCGGGGAGAAGCAGAAGCUCGAACAGGUAAUGUUUUAAUUUUUGCGCCUACUAACAAACCGGAGUACUAUGAUGUUUGUGAUGGCAAAAAUAGAUCGCGGCGACGGGAAUCACGCAUGUGUAGUUGUGGGAAGCUGCAGCAUCUUUCUUGCAAGUGUCGGACUUUUUGCAUUCCCUUUUCCUAGUGUGUUUGAAUUCCCUUACAGGUCGGGCAAGUGAUGCACCUCUGUUCAAAGGACGUGGAGUUGAGUGAGGAAGAACGCCGGGAGUCCAUCAUCACCAGGAAGCUACUCGAGUACGAGAAGGGCACGAAACUUGUGAUGCAAACGCUGAACGACGCGAGUGUGGCGGAGGGCGGGUUUACGACCGUGUCGAAGACGAAAAUUAGUAUUGAGUUGUCGACAGGAACGAGCAGUGCAUCAGGUUCCACAUCCUCAAGCAGCAGCAGCAGCAGCAGUACCGAGCCAUCAGCCACUUCCACGCAAGAAGGAGAGCAGAAUAAAUCGCAGUCGGAAGCCCGACCUCCCUCUGGUGACACAAAUAAACAAGUGGUAACGGCUGUCGUAGCCGGCACAGGGGAGACGGGGUCGAGGCUGAUUUCGUGGUGGUUCCGACUCGCGAGACAGCAGGAGGACGGGAUCUUCGAGUAUUUCGGGGAGUUGAAGCUUUGUGCAGACAAGGUCUUUUCGCAGAAAUAUCGGUGUAAAGCGAGCACGGAAGGAGUCAGUAUGAUAAGACCACCGACGUAG